Molecule: messenger RNA, 786 nt
Organism: Microthlaspi erraticum
Lineage: Eukaryota; Viridiplantae; Streptophyta; Magnoliopsida; Brassicales; Brassicaceae
Source: the annotation of a GenBank genome assembly
AUGAAUCGGGAAGACGAACCACCGGAGAAAAAGAAGAAGAAGAAUCCAUAUCCUCCGUCGUGGUUUUUGUCGCUUCCAGAUGUAAUCCUUGUGAACUGCUUAGCCCGCGUGCCGAGAUCGUAUUACCCGAAACUCUGCCUAGUCUGCAAAACCUUUCGCUCUCUAAUCUUAUCCACUAAGUAUAAGCUCUCCGUGGCUCGAUUUCACCUCAAAACACAAGAAGAUGUCUUACAUGUCUGCUUACAGUUGCCCACUCAGGCUCUUCCCUCCUGGUUCAGUCUCUGGAUCAGACCUGACCAAACCCUAACCAACCACAUCGGUAAGAAGAAGAAGUCUACAAGAAACACAUUGCUGGUACCAACACCUUGUUCGUAUAUUCCUUGUGUGCCAAAGUUCAUCGUUUCGGUUGGCUCAGAAUGUUACGGAAUCAGCCAAAGGAAUGAUCCGUCCUCUGCAUUGUGGAUUCGUAAUCAAGAGACUAACAGAGAGAUCCGCUUGUGGCGUGAAUGCCCCAACAUGAGGGUAGCUCGACGGAGAGCUGUCGCCGGCGUUGUCGAUGGGAAGAUAUACGUAAUGGGAGGCUGCGAGGAGAAUGAAACUGUGAAUUGGGCCGAGGUUUUCGACCCCAAGACUCAAACAUGGGAAUCUCUACCCGACCCUGGCGCCGAGGCCCGCCUCUCUUCGAUUAAAACAGUGGAGGUGUUCGGAAGAAAGCUUUACGUUAGAACUAGAAGCAACGAGAAGAAGGACUAUGUUUAUGAUCCUAGAACAAACCAAUGGAGCUAA